AUGGAGAUGCGGGGUGCCGCCCGUAAGCAUGUGUGCAACUACCAUUACCGGGAGAUCUGGGCUCGCCUCCUUCCUGUUCGGACCCCGCUGCUACACGUUGUUCUAGCUGGCGGAACUCCCGACGGCAAGAGAGUGAAGGACCCUUCGGAAGCCAGGCUGAAGGACCUCCAACUACGAUAUUUCACAGAUUGCGGCGGGAAUUUCAAAUUGAACGCGGGUCAGUGUAAGGAGAUAACUUCACCGCGUUUUCCCAAAAAUUAUAGGCGCAACUCCCGCUGCCCAUGGAAGUUUCAAGCCAACAACUCAUCCACGCCGAUCAUCAUCAGUUGCAACGUCUUUAACUUGCAAAAGAGCAAGAACUGCAAGAAGGACAACGUGAUAUUGGCAGACGGAGGAAAGAACAAAAUCAUUGCAUGUGGGGAGAAACGAAGCCUGUUCUGGCGGAGCGACACAGGCAGCCUCGAUGUCUUCUUCAAGUCGAACUUUUUCUGGCAAAAGCAGGGCUUCAAUGCACGAUUUGUGGCUGUAGUAUUCAACACCGGUAAAAAGUUUGUGGCCAUACAUUCGCGCAUCAUCGGCGGGGCACCAACGAGGAUCAAUGAAUACCCGGGCAUAAGGGAAUCGUUUCGCGCCCUACUGCGGCGGUUCCAUUAUAUCCAGCGAUGA
Messenger RNA from Penaeus vannamei (Pacific white shrimp), 666 nucleotides. NCBI's taxonomy places the organism in Eukaryota, Metazoa, Arthropoda, Malacostraca, Decapoda, Penaeidae. The record is from RefSeq and is a predicted model, not a curated record.